GUGGGGGUCCACCACCAGAACAGCCGGUGCAGCUGCCGUCUGGCUCUACCGGUGCGUUAUGCGGACUGUUUUUGGCAGCUUGCCGUGGCGAGGCCGCAAGCAAAGAAAUUGUGCCGCAAUUGAUGGCGCAACUCUCCUCAAACGAGGUCAUAGAGGCAAAGCAAGCGGCAGAGGGCUUCACAAAAAGCGAGCAGGAGUGCAAGAUCCCACUAGAUGGAGUUGGCUGGUUAGCGCUUGCCAAGAUCCUGUCCCCAAACGACACAGUGAAAGAUUUGCCAGCAGCGCUUGUUGAAGCAGGUGCAAUACGAGCCGCUGCCAGCAUCAUGGCGCGCUUCAUUGAGGACAGCAUGGUGCAGUUGACCGGGAUAGAGGCGAUGUCGAGUCUGGUCGGCAACAGAUGGGCUGGUCUGCGAGCGUUUGCAGAUGUUGGGGGCAUGGAGCGGGUGGAAGAGGCCAUGCGCCACCACGGUCAAGAUGCGCUAAUACAAACAAAGGGUGUGCGGGCGCUCGGCAGCGGGGUGCAGUGGCCACAGGAUGUGCAAGAAAGAGCCCGCUAUUCCCACAGGCGUGCCAUCGACUUGACAAAGACGGCCAUGUCUCAGCACGGCAUGGACGCCGAGUUGCAGAUCGCCGCUUUAGAGGCACUUGCCAAGUAUUUGGACAAGACUAGAUGUGUUUCUGAGAUAAAGGACGGAGGAGGCGAGGGCCUUGUGAAGAUGAUGAUGACUACCCAUCACUCCAGCGCGAAGGUUCAACAAUGGGGCCGGCAUGUGCUCACCGGCAUUGGGGCCGACCCAAACUGGGCACCAAAGACGAGUGCUGGGGCGAGCUGA
Molecule: messenger RNA, 833 nt
Organism: Symbiodinium sp. CCMP2456
Lineage: Eukaryota; Dinophyceae; Suessiales; Symbiodiniaceae
Source: the annotation of a GenBank genome assembly